Messenger RNA from Blastomyces dermatitidis ER-3, 896 nucleotides. Its product is annotated as NADH dehydrogenase. NCBI's taxonomy places the organism in Eukaryota, Fungi, Ascomycota, Eurotiomycetes, Onygenales, Ajellomycetaceae. Bases 88 to 447 code for a protein of 119 amino acids. The record is from RefSeq and is a predicted model, not a curated record. The transcript has 4 exons.
UUCAAACCUCGUUUCUCGGCUUCUAUCUCCAACUUCAUAGUCCCUUGGAAGCCACACUUCCAACCCCAGCCAAUUGAAACUGCAAAGAUGCCUCAGGACAUGCCCCCCACUGGGGGCUAUCAGCCUGUCCAGUAUAAGCGCAACAUCCCCGUCCGCGGCUUCCGGCCCGUCUACUACCUCGUCGGUAUGCACCUGAUCAUGGCAUACGGCUUCUACAAAGUAUUCCUAGGAAUCCGGGAGAAGAAUGAACUCGGACGAGAAAAGAUGUGGUCCCGCAUCCACCUCAUCCCGCUCCUCCAGGCAGAAGAAGACCGCGACCAAGUCCGCAGACACCUGGCGGAUAAGGCUAGAGAGAAAGAGUUGUUGGGAUCAGAGACCAAGGUUUACAAUUCGGACCGAUUCGUGAGACCGACCUUCUGGUACACUCCUGCCAACGUUACGAAAUAAGAAGAUGCUUUUGCCGCGCAUCAUCUGGUGGAACGAAGUGAAAAAGGGGGCGCGAAGGGACCCCAGAAUAGCGGGUGGUGAAGAUGGAAUAUCGAAUCCGGCAGAAGUUUUGGCAUGAAGGGGAGAGGAGGAGGGGGCUCAGUGCCUUUUAUUUUCCUCUGUUUGCUCUGUUUAUGAAGAUGAUGUUGGCUAGGAGGGAGGUCGGGCGGGAGAUGGGUGGUGGGUAAAAGAGAGGGUGAAAGAAAAGAUCUGGUUGGUUGGUUUGAGGAAGCAAUGUUAUCCGGUUCGCAAGUGUAAUGGGGUGGUGGUGGGUGUAUUGGGGAUUCUACGCAUGUAACGUAUUCUACUUUGUAUAUAUAGAGAGAGAGAAAUAAAGAAGGGGGACGGGGGUUCCAAAUGGAAAAAACCCAAUGAGAUAGAUAAAUGAUAUCUUGAAACUUUUAACGCCA